Dovyalis caffra is the source of this 156-nucleotide messenger RNA. Lineage: Eukaryota; Viridiplantae; Streptophyta; Magnoliopsida; Malpighiales; Salicaceae. The record is from the annotation of a GenBank genome assembly.
AUGGGGCCUUCUUCUAAUCUUGAAUCGAGCGUGUUGGCUGGAGGGGUUAUUCUAGAUUGCAACCAAGAUUAUAGAGAGGUUGUGGAUGAAGAUACCAGUAAUAGGUCAAGUUCUGGGUCAGCCAUAUCCAGUUUGGCACAGUGGAGAUGCAGGUGA